UCUAGACCAUAAAUAAGAAGCAGGCCACAGCCUCACCCAAUCUCAUCCUAGAACCCCUCACAACCCAUCAGGGCUAGCUGUGUGCUUCCCGGCCCAUCACACCCACCCAAGCCUCGGCCUCUCACCGACUGCUGCACACACAUCCAGAGACUCGCUCACUCUCACACACUUGCUGUCAGCCUGCCUCAGUUCACCCUCCAUGGCGCCUGGUGUAACCCCACUACUGGUCUUCAGCCUGCUGUUUCUUUGGACCUCCCCAGCCCCAGUGCUGGGUGGUGCUAAUGAUGCAGAAGACUGCUGCCUGUCUGUGACCCAGCGCCCCAUUCCUGGGAACAUCGUGAGAGCCUUUCGCUAUCUUCUCAUCAAAGAUGGCUGCAGGGUGCCUGCUGUUGUGUUCACCACACUGAGGGGUUACCAGCUCUGUGCACCCCCAGACCAGCCCUGGGUGGAACGCAUCAUCCGGAGACUGAAGAGGUUCUCUGCCAAGAGCAAGCGCCACAGCAGUUAGUUCUAGACAGCUCCAGAGGGAGCCCUGUGUCUCACUGGAAGGAUGUGAAUCACCCUGGCCUGGAGAACUAAGACCAGAAGAGAGGAUCAAACCUCCUGCUGCUUCAUACCAGACCUGACCCAGCCAGAGUAGGCCUGGAGUGUCAACAUGAGUGGGGGUGGGAGGGUGAAUGUGGCAACUGCUCAGCCUCCCUAUGUCCAGACUGUAGUGCUUCCAAUAAAGCCACCUGGCACUCAUAGA
Messenger RNA from Dipodomys ordii (Ord's kangaroo rat), 748 nucleotides. It is a transcript of the gene Ccl19, whose product is annotated as chemokine (C-C motif) ligand 19. Gene Ontology annotation, biological process: cellular response to tumor necrosis factor; neutrophil chemotaxis; immune response. The record is from RefSeq and is a predicted model, not a curated record. Gene Ontology annotation, molecular function: CCR chemokine receptor binding; chemokine activity. The transcript is spliced from 4 exons. Lineage: Eukaryota; Metazoa; Chordata; Mammalia; Rodentia; Heteromyidae. Gene Ontology annotation, cellular component: extracellular region. Bases 200 to 508 code for a protein of 102 amino acids.